Messenger RNA from Triticum aestivum (bread wheat), 1473 nucleotides. RefSeq lists its product as uncharacterized. The record is from RefSeq and is a predicted model, not a curated record. Bases 345 to 1121 code for a protein of 258 amino acids. Lineage: Eukaryota; Viridiplantae; Streptophyta; Magnoliopsida; Poales; Poaceae. The transcript is spliced from 2 exons.
UAUGCAGGGGAAACAACAUACCCAAAAUCAUAGCAAGCAAACCAAUCCCUGAGCCCCUCAACGGGCCUCGAUUCCACCCAACAUCAAUCAAACAGGCUGAAGCCCCGCCCUUUUACCUCACCAAUUCUCUCCUCCCCUCCCAGCAAGAUCACCCGUCCUCACCGCCGUCCCCAGCCUCCCCCCUCCGGCAAGAGCCGAGCGACCACCUGAUAAAUCCUCCCGCCCCCGUUGAGAACCCAGUAACCGCUCUCCUCAUCAUCCCCUUCCCCCCUCCGCCCACCUCAGCAAGAAACCAAGAGCUUGCCGCCAUCCUCCCCUCCCUGCCCCCCACCCAUCCGCGCGAGAUGGACGACGUGCAGCAGAAGGAGGCGCUGCUCCUCGCGGUGGGGGUCCUGACGGGAGGCGCCGCGGAUUUCGCCAUCGCGAUGCCCAAGGAAGCCCUGCGCGCCGCAGCCAGGCACCUGGCCCAGCUUGCUCUGGACGUAGCAGCUUAUGCAGAUGCCUCUGACUUCGACACCUCCGACCUGCGCGCCGCCGCCAAGGCGCUGUUGCAGGCAGAUGCGGGCAGCAGGUCAGAGGCCAUCAGCGACCUGGUACGAGCGUGCCUCUGGUUGGACGGGCUAGUGGCCACGCGAGAUGCGGCUGCCGCGGACGACCUCCGGCGAGGCGUCCUGGACGUGGCGCUGGCCGGGGGGACCCUGCUCCGUCUCCGCGUCCUCCCCGCGCGCGGGUUGGACUUCUUGCUCGCCGCCGCCGAGGGCGGCGCGGGGGGCGAGGCCCCCGAGGCUGAUGCGGACGCCCGCGCAGCGCAGGCGGAGCUCGCGAGGGAGAGGGAGGCGGAGCUCCGGAGGAAGAGGGAGGCCGAGCUCAAGAGGGAGGCUCAUGAGCCCACCACGGCGGCGACGACAUGGUGGCGGCGGCUCGCGUGUCGGUUCUCCAGCGCGAGGGUGGCCAGUGAGGCCGCGAGGGCGACGGGAUCCUGGUGGCGGCUCGCCAGUUGGUUCCUCAAGGAGACGAGCGGCGUCAACGAGGAUGACCCCGAAGCUCCGCUGAUAGCACGCAGCCAGCCUGACCCCAGCCCCGGCCCCAGCCCCAACUCCUCCCCCUCGUUUUUGCAGUGAUAUAACCUUCAGAAGUCAUGAGAGGGACAAGUGGACAACAAGUGUUGCUGCAGGCGUGGUUGAUUUAUGGACAGUCGUUUUUGACUGCUCUUGCUUUGCAGCUAGGAGCAUGCCCAUGAAUUCAGAGUACAGAGAGGUGGAGCCAUUGUUGAAAAUCUGGAGCACAAGAUGGGAGCAUCUCUGAAGGUGUUCAUGUGACAGAGUCUCUCCAGGUGGCUUGUGGUUGAUGGCAAAAUGCAGCACUGCAUCACGAAUCCUUGAGCACACUGCAGUGCUGAUAAAUUCUUUGGUAGCAAUCCUGACGGCAGCAACUGAAUGUGUGCUAUCCUGACGCAGCGCUGGAAGCAGUUCC